UAAGAAGCUUGACAAACCAGGGUUUCCCAGCCUACCUUAAGACCAACGAGCUCUGAAUUCUGUAACAUCUGAACUCCUGCUUAGGGGAUAGACCACUGCAAAAUGAGCACCUCGGAACCAAGUUUGACAACCGAAUUUGAUUAUGAAGAUCUCCCUACACCAUUUGUAAACAGUUCUGCAAAAAAUUUUGGGACUUGGUUUUUGCCACCACUUUAUUCUCUGGUGCUGAUUUUUGGCCUUGCGGGCAAUGCAUUAGUUGUUCUGAUCCUGAUAAAAUACAAGAGACUGAAAAGCAUGACUGAUAUCUAUUUGCUAAAUUUGGCCAUCUCUGAUUUGCUUUUUGUAUUUUCUCUACCAUUCUGGGCAUACCAGGCAGCACAUAAAUGGAUUUUUGGAGAUGCAAUGUGCAAAAUUCUUUCCUGGAUCUAUUCCUUUGGCUUCUACAGUGGAAUCUUUUUCAUAAUACUUUUGACAAUAGAUAGAUACCUAGCAAUUGUCCAUGCAGUGUUUGCUUUGAAAGCUCGCACAGCUGUCUAUGGCAUCCUUGCAAGUGUAGUUGUUUGGAUUGUUUCUGCACUAGUCGCUGUUCCAGGGAUAACAUUUUAUGGUACUGGAAAUAAUAAUGCGGGCUGUAGCCUUAACCUUCCAAGUGAUAAAAUGAGGCAAUGGAAGCAAUUCAUGACUUUACUGAUGAACACCGUUGGACUUUUUAUUCCUUUGAUCGUUAUGAUCUUCUGCUACACUGCAAUUAUAAGGACACUACUGAAAUGUAGGAAUGAAAAAAAAAACAAAGCAGUUAGGCUUAUUUUUGUCAUAGUGAUUGUUUAUUUUCUCUUCUGGACACCAUUCAACAUCGCUCUUUUUGUGAAGACUUUUUCAGGUUCCCUUGAUAAUGCUAAGGCAAGCACUCAAAUUGAUAUUGCAAUUCAAGUAACAGAAACAAUUGCCAUGAUCCACUGUUGUAUCAACCCUGUGAUCUAUGCCUUUGUUGGUGAAAAGUUUAGAAAAUAUCUUUCUACCUAUUUCCGAAAACACAUUGCAGUCCACCUUUGUAAACAAUGUCCAUCUCUUUACCGUGAUAAGUUAGAACGAGUUAGUUCCACAUUUACUCCAUCUACUGCAGAGCAUGACGUUUCCAUUGGUUUGUAAAAUACAAUAGGACGUGUCAUUAGUCAGUUUCAAUCUUUUUCACCUAAAAGAUUUUGGAACUAAUCAAAACAUUUGAGAUCAUCACCUUCAAGGAUCUACAAUUACAAAUAGGUAAUUUUUUCUCUGGCAUUGCAGUAUUUCCCAUUCUCAGUAUAGGUAAAGUACAAGUCUCACAGGGAAGGUAAAUAGUUUAGUAACCCAAAGUAAUGUGAUUUUCUUUAGAGACAAAUUCUAGCCAAUGUCAUGUGAUUCCCUUAUGAAGUAUGACUGAGAAGGUGGUUUGAUGAAGACAGGGAAGGAGAGAUAUUAUGCAAAGCAGUUAUGUAAAGAAUAUAAGGAAAACAUUGUGAGGAAGGUAUCUUUGGCAGAAGUGGUCUGUAAUUUUGGCCAUUUACUUGGGCCUUGAUGGAAAUCUCUUUAACAUUUAGAAUUAAUGGGAAAUUAUGAAAAAAAUAAUACUUUGCAAUAGGAUUAUACUCUAUUAGCCACUAACUGCUUUUUAAAAAUAAUCUCCUUAACUGUUUUGUUAAAUUUAAUUAUUUUACAUCAGUUUUACACUUCGUAUGCACCGUAUAAAAACUCAACUACUAAUAAUUUUAUAGCCUGGUUUUUAAAGGAGCUCAACCCAAUUUCUUUUGCAGGUGCAAUUUUGGAAGUAAUUGCACAUACAAACCAAGCUGUAAAAACCUUAAUGCUAUCAGUUGCAGGGAUGAGGCUGCACCCACAAAACAGCAGCGUGUUUCUGAUCAGGCAAGGAAAUGACAGCUUCCAGGCAUCCAAUCAAACAACGUGUCAAACUCACCAAAGUGUGAGAUGAAGAUUAGUCUUGAUGAUUCUGGUAUAUUAAAAGCUUUAGAUCAUAAAAAAGCUAAAAUAAAUGGCCCAGGAGGGAAAGAGAAGAAAGAGAGGCAAAAUCUGUAGUUGUGUCUAAGGUAUUGUUUUAAUUAUUGCAAAAAAAGCUACAAUUUUAUAGGGAAGUCUUGCAAGCUCCCUGUUCUCAUCUAUUCUGCAGUGCAAUUCUGAAUAAAACGGAACAAAAUUUUACAUUUUUGCUUUGCAAAGAAAUGUUUGGAAAAUGCUUCUGUUUGCAUAAUGUCCAGAGAUUAAACUUGGCCAUGCCCAUGUGACCCAUCAAAAUGAGUGAUAAUAAGCAAUUCCUUUGAGGUACCCUUCCAAGCACAAAACCUUUCGUGCUUCUCCAAUACGUAUUUUCUGUGAUGCUGUGAUUUGCACAGGGCAACAACUUCCAGUCAAUUUCCAGUAAGUAAUCAGUCAAAAUUGAUUACUUGCUGAAGAUUCACCAUGAGAAGUAAUAUGAGUUGAUAACAUGAGUCCUAAAUCUGGUAGGUAAAAAUAUGAGAUAUCUCAUUUGUUGACCAUGGACUUAAAAGAUCUGUGUAUACAAUGAGAAAGAUAGCAUCAUCUCCUCAGAAAGACCUUUAGUCAAUUAAUUUCCAGUAAGGCCUGCUAAUGUAAGUGCAAGUAAAGCCUGCUAAUAUGAGUGUCAGUAGGGUCCAGUCUCUGAUCAGAACACUUGCAUGAUGUGUUACAUCUUUACAGUAGUGUACACAUAUUAGAUAUUAACUAUUUCAUCCUGACAAUAACAUCUGUGAGGUAAAUAGUUGCAGAAAUAGAAAGAAAAAUUACUCUCCAAGCAAACUUGUUGAUGUAGUUAUCAUUUUUAUUUUUCUUUAUUCUUUUUUGCAAAUUUGCACUAGGUUGAAAGCACCUUUUUAAGACUGAAUACAUGUGAAAGUGAUUACAGUGUGAUAUGUAUUUGCACUUAACUGGGCACAGCUACACGUGCUUCAAUGUGCAGUAGCUCAUUUUACUGUGCAUUAAAACAUCAUUUAAAAAGUGCAAAUACACUAAUGCUCAGAAUAAUAGGCUAGUGUCCAUUAAGCAUCACUUAAAAAGGAUGCACUUUCACUACCCAACAUUAUGACAGCCUAAUGUGCAUUUAUUCAGUACUUCACAUUGGAGGUACUAAAUUUAACGUGUAUUAGGAAAACCACAUUAAUGCAUGGGUUGACGUGCCCAUUGUGAUAUAUCCUUUAAUAUUUUACUUGUUGUUAUUGCUGUUAUAAUCAUAACCUGCCUCCUUUGUCUUUCCAAAUUAAUGCAAGUAGUUAAUAAAAUUGUUUGAAAAAUGACA
This is a messenger RNA of Gavialis gangeticus (Gharial), 3304 nucleotides long. Its product is annotated as C-C chemokine receptor type 2-like. The transcript is spliced from 4 exons. NCBI's taxonomy places the organism in Eukaryota, Metazoa, Chordata, Crocodylia, Gavialidae. Gene Ontology annotation, cellular component: membrane; cytoplasm. The coding region runs from base 103 to 1149 and encodes 348 amino acids. Gene Ontology annotation, molecular function: C-C chemokine receptor activity. Gene Ontology annotation, biological process: inflammatory response; G protein-coupled receptor signaling pathway; positive regulation of monocyte chemotaxis. The record is from RefSeq and is a predicted model, not a curated record.